Sesamum indicum (sesame) is the source of this 2354-nucleotide messenger RNA. RefSeq names its product Protein kinase superfamily protein. Gene Ontology annotation, molecular function: ATP binding; protein kinase activity. Gene Ontology annotation, biological process: protein phosphorylation. NCBI's taxonomy places the organism in Eukaryota, Viridiplantae, Streptophyta, Magnoliopsida, Lamiales, Pedaliaceae. The record is from RefSeq and is a predicted model, not a curated record.
GUCUCUCUCUCUCUCUCUUUAUAUUUACCUUCUUCUCUCUCUCACUUUCCUUCGCUCUUCUCUCUCUUCCCUUCCAUAAUCCAUACUAUACUUCGGUCUUGCUGUAGACCUUCUGUAAUUAUUUUGUCAUCCUUUAAAUCAUGAAGAUGAUCGAUUAUUACUCAUACUUUGUUUAAUUCGUCGAAAUUCCCGAGUUUUUCUUUUUCCCCGUAUAUUUUGAUUUCAUCACAAUAUUUUCCUACUCCACACUGUCAGAGAAUGGCGGGACAAGUUGUUGCUAAUCAGCCAGCGUCUUUAUUUGACUUUGUGUUUGUGGAAGGAGACUCUGUGCAGAGUGGUUCUGUUGUUGCAUCAUCUAACCAAAUCAAUCCAUGGAUUGACCCAGCAACAAUUAAACUCAGGCACCGGAUGGGAAGAGGGCCCUUUGGUGAUGUUUGGUUAGCGACUCAUCAUUGCACAUCUGAAGACUAUGAAGAGUAUCAUGAAGUUGCUGUUAAGGUGUUGCAUCCAAUUAAAGAAGACAAUAUUAGAGACGUCUUGAAUAGGCUGGGUAAUUUAAUUUCUAAGUGCCAAGGGUUAGAAACAGUUUGUUGGAUCCAUGGACUCUCAGUUAUAAAUAAGAAAAUAUGCAUUGUCAUGAAAUUUUAUGAAGGCUCAGUUGGAGACAAGAUGGCUCGCUUCAAAGGAGGGAAGCUGUCACUGACUGAUGUUCUGAGGUAUGGGGCAGAUCUAGCUCAAGGGAUAAUGGACCUGCAUGCAAAAGAGAUCCUUAUUCUAAACCUUAAACCUUUUAAUUUCCUCUUGAAUGCAAAUGACCAGGCAAUUGUUGGGGAUAUUGGUAUAGCUUAUGUACUGUUAGGAAUUUCAUUGCCCAGUACUGACAUGGCUCGGCCACUUGGUACUCCUAAUUACAUGGCUCCAGAACAAUGGCAACCAGAAGUAAGAGGUCCGAUAUCUGUUGAGACUGAUUCAUGGGGAUUUGGGUGCAGCAUAUUGGAAAUGUUAACUGGAACGCAACCUUGGAGUGGUAAAUCAAUUGAGGAAAUAUACAAACUGGUUGUAACAAAGCAAGAAAGACCUCAUAUUCCCAGUGGGCUUCCUCCUGCAGUUGAAAAUGUCAUUAUUGGCUGUUUUGAGUAUGACUUCAGGAGUCGUCCUGUCAUGGCAGAUAUUUUGCAUGCUUUUAAGAGUUCACAGAGCGCAGUUAACCAGGAUGGAGGCUGGACAGAUCUUGGAAGUAAAAUGAUAAGGGAGAAACCAGGAGGUGUUGGUUAUACAGAGUGGUUCCUUGCGAAGGAUCACCUCCAAGUUGGUGACAUGGUCCGAUCUAGGAAAUCACCAAACUCAUGCAACCCCAAAAAUAUGGAUGUCCCUGAGGGAACUGUAGUUGGUCUGGAACGGGAUACCGACCAAGAUGGAUUUGUGUUAGUGAGGGUACAUGGACUUCAUGACCCAAUAAGAGUUCAUGUUUCCACAUUGGAGCGGGUCACAUUUGGCUUGGCUGCAGGAGAUUGGGUGCGGUUAAAGAAAGAAGACAAGAAGCACUCACCAGUAGGCGUUCUCCAUUCAAUUGGUCGUGAUGGAAGUGUGGCUGUUGCAUUUAUAGGACUGGAGACUCUUUGGAAGGGUGACUAUUCUCAAUUCCAGAUGGCAAAACCCUAUUGUGUGGGACAGUUUGUGAAGCUCAAAUCUAAUGUAUUUAGCCCUCGGUUUGAAUGGCCUCGAAAAAGAGGGGGAGAGUGGGCAACAGGGAGAAUUUCUCAGGUGCUGCCUAAUGGCUGCCUCAUUGUGAAGUUCCCAGGCAGACUGGCAAUUGGAGAUGUGAACAACAUCUUCUUGGGUGAUCCAGCUGAAGUCGAACUAGUAUCAUUCAACACUUGCCAUAGUAUGGUGAAAAAGUACCAACAUCUAGAGGAUUUUCACUGGGCUGUCAGGCCACUGCUGAUGGCAUUGGGUCUAUUUACGGCGAUGAAGUUGGGGCUUUUUGUUGGAAAGAAAGUGGGAAGGGGGAUGUCAAGCGAAAAGAAUGGAAAGAACACUGUAGUGCAAAAUGACAAUCAAAAUGUGGAUGGCCAGAGUGCUAACAAUGCUGUGUGGCGUCCUCCAAAGGUUACUAACAUUUUCAGAUGAUGUGUUACACAAACUGACCAUUGCAGGGUGUUUGUAAAUUAACAUUAAUACCAAUGAAGUUGAAUUCCCGUCUUUCCUGAAGGUUUACUUAGGGACUGAACUUGGGAACUGGUAGCCAGUUAUGUAAAUAGAUGGUUGGUCGUCAUUUACCUCUUCGCAUGAUUAUGUAUAUGAAUCCUAAUCGUCUGUUGGGUUGGCUGUUUAAUUCAUGUGUUAUUUAGUUA